Messenger RNA from Schistosoma spindalis, 1341 nucleotides. NCBI's taxonomy places the organism in Eukaryota, Metazoa, Platyhelminthes, Trematoda, Strigeidida, Schistosomatidae. The record is from the annotation of a GenBank genome assembly.
CUUGCGUCAUCCUCUUCGCGCGCUUUUCGAACGGGAAGUUUAGUCCUAACGUGGUUUGCAUUUCUCAAACUUUUGCUGUGUUCUUACGCAACAAAAGUACCAUUUCUGAUCUAAACAAUCUAUUCUGAGCUACAAGUUCGGUUCUUGCCUGGCAGUAUUGGUGAUCCACUGCUACUAGACACGGAAGCCUGUUAAGCGAAAGCUUCUUCUAUUCCGUCCGCAACCAUUUGAACCAUUUGAAUCCGUCUCUGUGAUGACAGUCCAUGUUACGCACUACUUGUCAUUCCCUUGGGAAUUUGUUACCUCACUGUUUUGGAAACGAUAUCCUAACCCUCAUGCAAAGCACGUCUUGUCCGAGGAUGUUUUGGAAAGAUAUCUCCUAUCAGAUGGAAGGUUGUACACUAAAAGGUUGUUAACUAAGAAAAUAUCAAAGAGGAUACCGUUUUGGUUGCUCAAGUUUUUUCCCAAAGGUCAAGUGUCGGUUGUCGAAGAAUCCAUUAUCGACGUUAAUGGUCAACGUGUCGAUGUCGUCUCCAAAAAUUUCGGUGUUUAUAAAAAGUACCUGCUUGUAGGAGAGUACUGCUCGUUGGUACCAUCAGAUGAUCAUUCCGUAACAAAAAUUUCACGCAUACUUUCACUUGAAUCCAAUCUAAAAGGUAUUUUACGUUCAGCUCUCAUGAAAACAUCUCAAACCUACUAUAAUUCCUCAUAUAAGGAUACUUAUUUGGGUUAUAUGUAUCUUUGUAAUACGUGUAGUAACACAUACAGUUUGAAGGAACGACAGUCAUCAACAAACGAUGUACCUAAAAGUUCUGUCAGAACGUUUAGUACAAAUGAAACACAGGAAUACACUUCAUCGAAACUACCACGAGUAGUCAUGGCAGAUUCCGGAUGAUUAAGUGGCGGAAAUUGGGUCAUCAUUUCUUCAUAUUUUUUUGUGUAGUAUUAUUUUUUACGUAGGAUUUAUUGUUUCUUUUCUCCAACUAUGCUCAUGCUACAUAAUACCUUCCUUUCUCACUUGUAUGAAUACGAACGUUUACUACUUGACAAUUCACCGCUUUAGAAUUUAAAAAUUAAACCAAAUAUCUAUGGUUUUCAUUUCAGCGUUUGAUUUCUUCGUUUUCAGUUUGUUUAAUUAUAUUAUUGGGUUCUAACAGUUCUAAACUCUUGAUGUGCGUUUUAUAUAACAGACAAAUAUAUAUGCAUCAUUUAAUGUGCUGAAAUAAAGCAAAGUAGAAAAGAUUUGACAGUUCAAAGUGUAAACUGUAUCGAGAGGAGUUAUCAAGUCAUAUUCUAACUUUUUUGGGUUAUUAUAAUAGUGAAAUAACAGAAAUUCAAAUG